AAAAUAUUUCUUCUAACCAGUAUUUCUGCACAAUACAAUCAGCGCAUAAUUGCAAUCAACCUACAAAGAGCAGCAUUUCGCGCCGGCCACGAAAAGAGAAUAGAACGGAAGAGCUGAGAAUCAAUCGGAGCCAUCGCUGGCGAUGGACAUGUUUACUGUACUAUUACUAACCGACACUUUCCUUCUCCGUUGAGAUUGCAAACAGCAUUCACUCGUCCAAUUAUUUUAUUAUUCUACCAGCUCCGCACUUCUUAUCGUUUUUACGCUCCAUUGCCGCCAUUCUGUUCUUCGCGCCGCGCACAACAAUUCUGAUCGACAAUUGCUUUAUUAUUUUAUUAUUCUUAUUUUUCAUUCGCAUGUGAAGCGUCGAGCUUGUUCAUACAAAAUUGGGUCGGAUUAUUUUCGUGGCGCAGUAUUAAUCUCAUUCGAAGAUGCAGUAUCUCGUCUAUUCGCCGCUGCUCCUAUCAGUAUUAAUCCAAGUCAGCCAGGCUAUCCAAUGCUUCUCCUGUCUGUCCAACGAGGCCGCCGGGAAGUUCUGCCGGAAGGUGUCGGAAGCGCAGAUCAUCACGUGUCCCAACGAUGCCACGUGGUGUAACGCCCUCGUCUUCCUCAAGAACGGAAAGGUCAACGUCAACCGGGGCUGCUCAGGGAGUGUCUCCAGUUGGGGCUUUGGCCGCUCCGAAUGCGACAUUAUGUCGGCGGAGCCGCUGAUGGACGUGGGCGUGGCCUUCUACCAGUGCCGCGGCGACGCCUGCAACAACAUCGAGCCGGCUGACGGCGCUCCGACCAAGUCCGACGUCGUCCUGCUGACCAAGACCGUCGAGGAGGAGACCCACUACCGCCCCGCGCCCGCUCCCAAGGCCCAGACCGACGACGACGAGGAGAGCUACGGGCCGCGCCGGACCACCACCACCACGACGCAGAAGCGGGUGAAUACCACGCCACGGUCGUACCCCGAGGAGAGCACCGAGGAGACCACGGAGAAGCCAAAGGUCAUCACUCCCGCGCCGGUGGUGACGUCCCCGCGGGCCCGCACCACCCCGGCGCCCGUUGAGGAGACGACGGAGGAGACCGAGUCCCCUUAUCAGCCACGGGUCACCACCAAAGCUACCCCGGCCCCGGCCACCACCGCCCCGCGGGCCCGGACGCCGGCGCCCUACCCCCAGGACUCGACGGAGCUCAAGGAGGAAGAGGACACCGAGGCGCCCAGCUACAAACCGGCGCCCAAGACCACCACCACCACCACGACGACAACCACCACCAAGCGACGCCGACCGGAUUACGGAGCGACGGAACUGAUCGACACCGGCGUGACGGAAGUCAAAUUCCGACCCACCGCCCGCCGAAGGGUGGCCUUCGACAGAAGAUAGAGUGUCUGAGCCGCUUGAUUGAUUUUGUUGGAAUGUUGAUACUGAUACGCCGACGCAGUUACCUGUUGAAUGUGGGCUGUUUUCUGUAACUAGUGAAAGCAUGCUUUCUGUUUCUGGAGUAAUGAGAAACUGAGAAUGGAAAAUGGAUCUAGUAAAACGUGCGCCUGCGGCGCUGUCAUUAAUAAUUGAAUACACGA
Molecule: messenger RNA, 1567 nt
Organism: Paramacrobiotus metropolitanus
Lineage: Eukaryota; Metazoa; Tardigrada; Eutardigrada; Parachela; Macrobiotidae
Product: proteoglycan 4-like
Exons: 3
Coding region: 432-1370 (312 amino acids)
Source: RefSeq, a predicted model, not a curated record